Messenger RNA from Paramecium primaurelia, 4890 nucleotides. Lineage: Eukaryota; Ciliophora; Oligohymenophorea; Peniculida; Parameciidae. The record is from the annotation of a GenBank genome assembly.
AUGGGAGAUAUUUAAGGAGAGAGUGGGCAAACCUUAAUUUAAUCUGAAUCGAUAGGAUUCUUUGAAAAAGUGAAGCAAAUUAUUUUUCAAGUUCUUUUUGUUUUAAGGAAAGAUGAAGAAUCAGAAGAGUCUUAAUUAUCAUUUUAUAUAUAAACUGGGUUAGAUUACUUUUAAAUGCAUACUUUUCCCUUUAACGAUACUAUUUACUAUUUAUGGAAGGCAGACAAUGUGAUUGGGUUUGUUCUAAAUUUUGUCAACCUCUUUUAAUUAAGUACUUACAUACCUAACAUUUCAUAUUUUGCUCUAUUGUCAUCUGUAUAUAUACUAUUAGUAAUUAUUUUACUUAUCAUUUUGGAUAUAAUUUAUGUUAGUUACUCAUUUUCUAAAAAUCAAUUUGCUGCAACAUGGCCAUUAGUUGUUUUGAGAUCAGUUACUUCACUUGUAGUUACUGUAUUGUUUUUGCCUAUAACAGAAACUUUAUUUUCUAUAUUAUAAUGUUAAACAGAUCCUACAACUGGUGAAUAUAUAAUAUCUGGUUAUAGUGAAAUUUAUGUUGUUUGUUGGCAAGGAUGGCAUACAUUCCAUGCAUUAUUAACUUUGUUAUUUAUGUUCAUGUUUGUAGCAAUUUGUGCUAUAGUAGCAUAUGCCUUUUUUGAACCAGGAAUGAUGAGUGAUGAUAAAACAGCAAGAUAAGAUAGUAAAGGAGAAGUGACAUUCAUUAUUAAUAAAGUAACAUGUUAAGUUUUAUAUUGUUUUUUGGGAGAGAAUCAAUCAUGGAUCUUAGUAUUAGCAACAUUCUUAAUGGCUGUAUGGUUAUUUUGGGAAUAUAAUUUUGAAGAUCCUUAUUAUGACUUAGAAGUAGGAAGAUUCUAUUCAAUAAUUUCUAGUUAUUAUUUAUGGGCAAACAUUUUAUUAUUGAUAUGUAAGAUAUUUGAAAAUCAAAAUUUUAAUGGAGGAUUUAUUGCUUGGAUAAUAGGAUUGCCUUUUAUUGUUUCAAUAAUGUUAAUGACAAAAAAGUCUAAAAUUGAUACCUUGAUUAAAGUGUAAAAGAAAAUUAGAAGUGGUAAGGAGAUUUGGGCUCAUAUUCGUUAUGUUUUGUAGCUUAUAUAAUAAUAAGAAAAGGAUAGAAAUUCUUAUAUGCUUUUGAUUGGAUAUAUUGAGAAACAUAAAGAAACUUGUAAAUAUAAUGAUUGCUAUUUUAAAUUUAGUAGAAGAAGAAGUACAGAAUUGGAUAUGAAUGAUAUGAUUAGAGGAUUAAUUUAAGAAUUGGAAAAGAUGUUUAAAGAUGGUAUAAAGAAAUUUCCAAAAAGUGCUGAAUUGAGGAUCUUUUAUGCAUUGUUUAUUAUGGAAAGAAAGAAAAAUAAAGAAGGAGCAUAUAAAUAAUUCGAACUUAUAGAUGAUAAAUGUAAACCAGCUUUAUAUUAAUAAUUUAUAAAAUAUAGAUAUAUGUAAGAUAUAUUAUUUUUUAUUUUAUAGGAAAAGUAUUAAAGAAAAUAAGAAAGAAAAUAAAGAUGAUGAUAUUGUAGAGGCAAUUAAAUAUAAUAAUCAUUAAACAAUGUGUGAAAAGAGUAUGCAAUAAUCAGCUAAAUUGUAAAAAGAUUUUUGGGGAGAAUUAAAAGAGGAUUAACCUGAUUUAGGUAAAUUAAUGAAGUUAGGUGCUGAUAUUACAUAUGUUACUAAAACAGCUAGACAGAAUUAUGAAGAAAUGUAAAAGAUAUCCUAAAAUGUAUAUUAGAGUGUUAAAAUAUAUAGUAAUUUUAUUUUGUAUGUUUUAAAUGAUUAAAAAUUAGGAGGAGAAUUAAGAAAAAUUGCAUAAAAUAUAAAAGAAGAAUUUUAAAAAGAAUAUGGAGGAAGAAAUGAAUUUUUAAAUAUUGAUAAUUAACCUAUUCCAUUUAUAUAGGUGAGUGCUAAAAAGGCUGAAGUAGGUAAGAUAGUAAAUGUCAAUACAUUAUUUACAACAUUUUUUGGUUAUUAAAAGGAAGAAUUAUUAAAUAAAUCAAUUAAUAUUUUAAUGCCUAAAUUAUAUGCUGAAAAACAUGAUAAUUAUUUAAUUGAAUUUUUUGAUAAUAUUGUUUUAAAUCUAAAAUUAGAAGGAGAAAUUGAUAGUUAAUAUUUAGAUACAGAUUAAACAUAAAUUUUUAAACAUAAAAAUGGUUAUAUAGUUCCAUUUAUAUAUCAUGUUACUCUUAAUUUAGAAACCAUGAAAUAUCUGACAAUAUUUAAAAGUGAAAAUACUAUCAAAAGUUAAGUCAUUUUUAUUGUUGAUAAUUCUUCAAAAAUAAUAGAAAUGUCAUCUGGAGCAAUCAUAUUUUUUGAUUUGGAAUUAAAAUAAAUAGAAAAAGAUAUUUAUCUAAACAAUUUUAUCCCAAAUAUUUUAUUAUAAAAUGAAAAACACAUAUAAUAUAAUUAGCAAAGCAAAGAUGGAGUUGAAUGUAAUAUAGAUAUAUUAUAUUAGAGACAUUCUAUUUUUAGUGUAUGAUUAAAGAGAUUAAGCUCCCUUAAAAGAUGGAUGAAAGUAAUCAUGAUAAGGGAAACUAAUAGGAUGAUACUAAUAAUAUUAAAACUGGAAAAUGGUUGGUUAGAUUAGAGAAAUUAGAAAAGAAUGAGGUCAAUCUAGGAGGAUAAUAAAAGAAAAAUAAAAAUUUUGCUGUUAGCACUCGAUAAUUAAUAACAGCAACAAAUGUAAACAGCAAUCCAAACUCAUAAAAAUAUCUUUAGACUUCUAAAAUUUAGGUUAACCAAUCGAUUGAUGGACAAAUACCUAAAUUUGAGACGAAUUUAGAGUUUGAUCAAUAAUAUGCAGUUUUUUUAUCUGAAUUAUAUUCGGAGCCUAGAUAUGAUGAUUAUAAAAUGCUUUUAAAUUAAUAAGUUGAAAGUGAUGUUAAUCCAAUUGUAGAUUAUUCAAGUAAUAUUGUCAUAAGAAGAUUAAUCAAGAAUUAAAUAUUAAAUAUAGAUGAAGAAAAAGAAUAAGAAUUUCUAUUGUAAUUAGAAGAGGAAGAAGAAGAAAAUUCAAUAUUUAGAUUUAAUUAAAAUUAAUAUGAAGAUGAGGAUGACUAUAAAAUAUUUGCUCAUAGAAACUCAUAAGAUCUAAUACGACGAGUUCUUAAUUAAGACCAUAAACAUUAAAAGAUUACAGAGUUUAAAGUAUAUUCAAAUCUUUGGAUAUUUUUUAUCUUUUUUAUUACAAUUCUUUAAUAUUUAUUCUGUUAAUCAUAUUUUAUUUCAUACAAGGAUAGUAUUAAAUCAAUUUACUUGGUGAAUAAUGAAAUAAAUCAAUAAAAUUAAGUAAUUUCUAGAGUAUUAGAUCUAUGUCUACCUCAACAAUUUAAUAUCACUUAAUUAUAUGAAGAACUUUAAUUAGCUGCCAGUAAUGCAACUGAUUUCAAUAAAUAUAUAAACUCUGCAUUAUUAAAUAAUUAUUUUGAAGAUCGAAUAAUAACAUUAAGAUUUUAUGAUGAUGAUCAAUACACAGAGAUAGAUAUAAAAUUGGAGAGUGCACUAUUGUUAAUUGAAUCUUUAGCCUUAAAUACAUCGCUUUAUAAUAAUUAAACAUUCAACUAUAAAAGCAAUGCUAUUUAAAAUAUAGUUUAUAAUCAUUUUAAUGUUGUUCAUUAAUAGAUUAUUAGUAUUGCAUAUGAGUUGUACUCAAAUGUUGAAAGCUAGAUGAAUUAAUAUGAUGUAAAUUUAUUAAUUACUUUGGGGAUACUAAUUUUAGUCACAUCUCUUGCUAUGACAAAAUUUAUUACUUUGAUGUUAAGUAUUAAAAUGGAUAGAGAAAACAUCUUAUUCUUAUUUUUAGAUAUUCCAUAAAAACAUAUAUCUAUACUCUAUAAAAAAGUAGAAUAUUUUAUAAAAAAUUAUAUCAGUAUUGAGGAAUUAAAAAGAAAAAAUGAACUAGAAGGCUAUGAUUCAAGUGAAGAAGAAUAAAUAUAGGAAGAUUAAAUUAAAAUAUAAAAAAAUCCAGAAGAAGAAGACAACUUUAUUUAAUUACAAUUAAAAAGAAAAAAAAUUAUUGAAAAAUACAGAAAAAAUAAGUUUAAAGGUAAUCAAGCAAUUAUCAUUUAAUUUAUAUUUAUAGCACUUUGUACUUUAAUAUUUGCUGUAUAUAAUAUAAUUAGUUCAGCUAGUGAAAGAGGACAAAUUAGAUAUAUACUUCCCCAAUACUUUUCAGGUUCAAUGGAUAUUUCUGAAUAUGGAAAUUAUCUCAACAUUUUUAAAUUAGCAAUAUUGGAUAAUUAAUAUUAAUUGAUUAAUUAAACAUCUUAUGAGUCAGCUUUUGCUGGUAUUGAUACUUUUACAGGUAACCAAUUAAGUUCUUAAGCUUUUGCUUCUGCUUUAUUGAAUUAAUUACCAACAUUAAGGGAAAUGUAUUUUGGAAUAUAUUAUGGAGAUAUUUGUAAUGAAUUAGGAUUUGAUAGAAAUGAUUUGUGUUAUUAAAUUAUAGAAGGAAAUCUAGAACUUGGGAUUUUCAAUGUCGAAUAAUAUUAUUUAUAAUAUUUUAGAUAUUAAUUAUCAAUAAAUUAAAACUAUUAAAUUGAAUAUGAUCCAUAUAUUUAUUAGAUAGAUCAAUCUUUGUAUAAUUAUAUAAGAAAAGCAGUAGAUUAAGUAUAAAGUUAUUAAUUAUCAAUGAUGACUAAUUAGAUGGACAGCACAUUAAAUAUAUAACUUAUACUUGUUAUUAUUUUCAUUUUGGUGUUACUAUUAAUUUUUGUUAUAUAUUGGCUUCCAUUUCUAACUAGUACUAACUCAUAGGUAAAUUCAAUUAAAAUAUUAUAGAUUAAUUAAAAUAUACAAAUGCUUAAUAUGAUACCCAUUGAUGUAAUUAAGGAUAAUAAAACUAUUAGAAGAUUUUUAAAAAACCUUAUUAAGGAUAUGAAUAUUUAAGAUUGA